UCGGGGGCGGGGCGCGCUGGGGGCGGGUCCUGCGGCACCGCCCGGGAAGCAGCGCGAGGCUGCCGGCCGCCGCCACAUCCUCCUCCUCCGGGUCCGAGCGAGCGGAGCUGGGGCAGGGCCGAGCCGAGGGUCCGAGGGCGCGGGCGGAGCAGGGCACGGAGCCAUGGCGCACCAGACGGGCAUCCACGCCACUGAGGAGCUGAAGGAAUUCUUUGCCAAGGCCCGGGCUGGCUCCGUCCGGCUCAUCAAAGUCGUCAUCGAGGACGAGCAGCUUGUGCUGGGGGCCUCGCGGGAGCCGGUGGGCAGCUGGGACAGAGACUAUGACCGGGCUGUGCUGCCGCUGCUGGACCCCCAGCAGCCCUGCUAUCUGCUCUUCCGCCUGGACUCCAGGAAUGCCCAGGGCUUCGAGUGGCUCUUCCUCGCCUGGUCGCCUGAUAACUCCCCUGUGCGACUGAAGAUGCUGUACGCGGCCACACGGGCCACGGUGAAGAAGGAGUUUGGGGGCGGCCACAUCAAGGAUGAGCUCUUUGGGACUGUGAAGGACGACCUCUCCUUUGCGGGCUACCAGAAACACCUGUCGUCCUGCGCGGCGCCCGCCCCGCUCACCUCCGCCGAGCGAGAGCUGCAGCAGAUUCGCAUCAACGAGGUGAACACGGAGAUCAGCGUGGAGAGCAAACACCAGACCCUGCAGGGCCUCGCCUUCCCUCUACAGCCCGCGGCCCAGCGCGCCCUGCAGCAGCUGCAGCAGAGAGCCGUCAACUACGUCCAGCUGAAACUGGACCUGGAGCGGGAGACGAUUGAGCUGGUACACACAGAGCCCACAGAAGUGGCCCAGCUGCCCUCGCGGAUCCCCCGAGAUGCUGCCCGCUACCACUUCUUCCUCUACAAGCACACACACGAGGGUGAUUCCCUCGAGUCUGUGGUGUUCAUCUACUCCAUGCCCGGGUACAAGUGCAGCAUCCGGGAGCGCAUGCUCUACUCCAGCUGUAAGAGCCGCCUCCUCGACUCUGUGGAGCAGGACUUCCAGCUGGAGAUCUCCAAGAAGGGUCCCCGCUGGAGCGCCCGGCUCCCCUUCUCUCUCCUGGUGCAGGCCGUCACCCUGGCCGAGGCCCUGGCCCUGGGUACACUGCCCGCCUUCUUGCCCUGCGAGCUGCAGGCCCCGGGCAGAGUCAACUGUGACUGGCUCUUCCUGACAUCCGUGCCCCACUUCUCAGUGGCGGUCCGGGCCAACGUCACCAGCCUGUCCCUGCGUUCCAACCGGAUCCACCACCUCCAUGACGCCGACUUCGCCCACCUGUCCAGCCUGCGGCGCCUGGACCUCAAGUGGAACUGCCCGCCGGUGGGCCUCAGCCCCCUGCACUUCCCCUGCCGCAUGACCGUCGAGCCCCACACCUUCCUGCGCGUGCCCACUCUGGAGGAGCUGAACCUGAGCUACAACGGCCUCACCCACGUGCCCGCUCUGCCCCGCUCGCUCGUCACCCUGUCCCUGAGCCGCACCAACAUCCUGGUGCUCGACCCCGCGAGCCUCACGGGGCUGCCCGCCCUGCGCUCCCUCUACAUGGACGGCAACUGCUACUACAAGAACCCCUGCCGGCAGGCAGUGGUGGUGCCCCCGGGUGCCCUCUUGGGCCUGGGCAACCUCACCUACCUGUCCCUCAAGUACAACAACCUCACCAGGGUGCCCCGCGACCUGCCACCCAGCCUGGAGUCCCUGCUGCUGUCCUACAACCACAUCGUCGCCCUGGGGCCCGAGGACCUGGCCAACCUGACCUCCCUGCAGGUGCUGGACAUGGGGGGCAACUGCCGGCGCUGUGACCACGCCCGCAACCCCUGCACCGAGUGCCCCAGGGGCUUCCCGCGUCUGCACCCCGACGCUUUCGUCCACCUGCGCAACCUCCGCGGGCUGGUGCUGAAGGACAGCUCUCUCUUUAGCCUGGACGGGCGCUGGUUCCGGAACCUGCCCCACCUGGCCGUGCUAGACCUGAGCGAGAACUUCCUGUACGACUGCAUCACCAAAACCACGGCCUUCGAGAGCCUGCGCCAGCUGCGCAAGCUCAACCUGUCCUUCAACUACCACAAGAAGGUGUCCUUUGCCCGCCUGCACCUGGCCCCGUCCUUCGGGAAGCUGGUGGCCCUGCGGGAGCUCGACAUGCACGGCAUCUUCUUCCGCCUGCUCAACAGCGAGACGCUGCGGCCGCUCAGGGGCCUGCCCCAGCUCCAGCGCCUGCGCCUGCAGAUGAAUUUCAUCAAUUGGGCCCAGCUCCCCAUCUUCGGCACCUUCCAGGGUCUGCGCUUCGUGGACCUCUCCGACAACCGCAUCAGCGGAGCGGCGGUCCCCACCGGCAACUCAGGGGGCCGGGAGCUGCUUCGGCCGCCCCCCAGGGCUCCGGCGCCAGGCCGCCAGCCCCUGCUCCACGCCGGGCAGCAGUUCAUGCCCAGCUGCCAAAGCUUGAACUUCACUCUGGACCUGUCCCGCAACAACCUGGUGAGCAUCCAGCCCGAGAUGUUCGCGCAGCUCUCGCGCCUGCAGUGUCUGCACCUGAGCAGCAACAGCAUCGCGCAGGCCGUCAAUGGCUCGCAGUUCACCCCGCUGAGCAGCCUGCGGGUGCUCGACCUGUCCCACAACAAGCUGGACCUGUACCACGGGCGCUCGUUCACGGAGCUGCCGCGGCUGGAGGCGCUCGACCUCAGCUACAACAGCCAGCCCUUCAGCAUGCAGGGCAUCGGCCACAACCUCAGCUUCGUGGCCCGGCUGAAGGCCCUGCGCCACCUCAGCCUGGCGCACAACAACAUCGACAGUCGCGUGUCCCAGCAGCUCCGCAGCGACUCGCUCGUGGCCCUGGACUUCAGUGGGAACGACCUCAACCGCAUGUGGGCCGAGGGAGACCUCUAUCUCCGGUUCUUCCAGGAACUGACGGUCCUGCAGCUGCUGGACCUGUCCCAGAACCGCCUGCACACCCUUCUGCCUCGCAGCCUGGAAAACCUUCCCAAGAGCCUGCAGGUGCUGCGCCUCCGAGACAACUUCCUGGCCUUCUUUAACUGGAGCAGCCUGGCCUUCCUCCCCGAGCUGGUCGCGCUGGACCUGGCGGGAAACCAGCUGAAGGCCCUGGCCAACGGCAGCCUGCCCAACGGCACCCGGCUGCAGGCACUGGACCUGAGCAGCAACAGCAUCACCUUCGUGACGCCUGGCUUCUUCGCUCCGGCCAAGGGGCUGCGAGAGGUCAACCUCAGCGACAACGCCCUCAAGACGGUGGAGCCCUCGUGGUUCGGCACCGUGGCCGUGGGCCUGGAAAGCUUGGACGUGAGCGCCAACCCUCUGCACUGCGCCUGCGGUGUGCCCUUCGUGGACUUCCUGCUGGAGGUGCAGGCUGCCGUGCCCGGCCUGCCCAGCCGGGUCAGGUGUGGCAGUCCCCGGCAGCUGCAGGGACGCAGCAUCUUCACGCAGGACCUGCGCCUCUGCCUGGACGAGACCCUCUCCUGGGACUGCUUCGGCCUCUCGCUGCUGGCCCUGCUGCUGGGCCUGGCCUUGCCCCUGCUGCACCACCUCUGCGGCUGGGACCUCUGGUACUGCUUCCACCUGGGCCUGGCCUGGCUGCCCCGGCGGGGGUGGCGGUGCGGCGCCGGGGCCCUGCCCUACGAUGCCUUUGUGGUCUUUGACAAAGCGCAGCCCGCCGUGGCCGACUGGGUGUACAACGAGCUGCGGGUGCGGCUGGAGGAGCGCCGGGGCCGCCGGGCGCUGCGCCUGUGUCUGGAGGAGCGGGACUGGCUCCCCGGCAAGACCCUCUUUGAGAACAUGUGGGACUCGGUCUACAGGAGCCGCAAGACGGUGUUCGUGCUGGCACACACCGACCAGGUCAGCGGCCUGGUGCGCGCCAGCUUCCUGCUGGCCCAGCAGCGCCUGCUGGAUGACCGCAAGGACGUGGUGGUGCUGGUGAUCCUCAGCCCCGACGGCUACCGCUCCCGCUACGUGCGGCUGCGCCAGCGCCUCUGCCGCCAGAGCGUCCUCCUCUGGCCCCACCAGCCCAGUGGCCAGGUCAGCUUCUGGACCCAGCUGGCUGUGGCCCUGACCAGGGACAACCGCCACUUCUACAACCGGAACUUCUGCAGGGGCCCCACCACAGCCUGAGAUCCCAGGGUGGGGCG
Sorex fumeus (smoky shrew) is the source of this 4143-nucleotide messenger RNA. RefSeq names its product twinfilin-2. NCBI's taxonomy places the organism in Eukaryota, Metazoa, Chordata, Mammalia, Eulipotyphla, Soricidae. The transcript is spliced from 9 exons. Gene Ontology annotation, molecular function: actin monomer binding; pattern recognition receptor activity; actin filament binding. Gene Ontology annotation, cellular component: myofibril; plasma membrane; actin filament. Gene Ontology annotation, biological process: positive regulation of interleukin-6 production; positive regulation of neuron projection development; regulation of lamellipodium assembly. Bases 164 to 4126 code for a protein of 1320 amino acids. The record is from RefSeq and is a predicted model, not a curated record.